Molecule: messenger RNA, 3612 nt
Organism: Sorex fumeus (smoky shrew)
Lineage: Eukaryota; Metazoa; Chordata; Mammalia; Eulipotyphla; Soricidae
Gene: UBASH3B
Product: ubiquitin associated and SH3 domain containing B
Exons: 14
Coding region: 183-2099 (638 amino acids)
Biological process (GO): platelet aggregation; negative regulation of signal transduction; negative regulation of protein kinase activity
Cellular component (GO): cytoplasm
Molecular function (GO): protein tyrosine phosphatase activity; protein binding
Source: RefSeq, a predicted model, not a curated record
GGGGCGGGCGCGGCCGGGCCGGCCCCCCGGGCUGCCUUUUCCUUUUUGAUCCAUUCAAAAAUUACUCAUUGCCCGUCCCCGGAGCGCCCGAGCCCGGCCGGCGGGGGCAGCUCGGAGCGCGGCCUCCCCUCCCGGCGGGCCAUGGCAGCGCGCUGAGCCCGGCCGCGCCCGCACCCCUGGCCAUGGCCGCGCGCGAGGAGCUGUACAGCAGAGUGACCCCGCGGCGGGCCCGCCAGCAGCGCCCCGGCACCCUCCGGCACGGCUCGGCGCUGGACGUGCUGCUGUCCAUGGGCUUCCCCCGAGCCCGCGCACAAAAAGCCCUGGCAUCCACAGGAGGAAGGAGCGUUCAGGCAGCAUGUGACUGGCUCUUCUCCCACGUGGGUGACCCCUUCUUGGAUGACCCUCUGCCCCGCGAGUAUGUGCUCUACCUCCGGCCCAACGGCCCCCUGGGCCAGAAGCUGUCGGAUUUCUGGCUGCAGUCGAAGCAGAUGUGUGGGAAGAACAAGGCACACAACAUCUUCCCGCACAUCACGCUCUGCCAGUUCUUCAUGUGUGAGGACAGCAAGGUGGACGCCCUGGGGGAGGCCCUGCAAGCCACUGUCAGCCGCUGGAAGUGCAAGUUCUCGGCCCCACUGCCGCUGGAGCUCUACACCUCCUCCAACUUCAUCGGCCUCUUUGUGAAGGAGGACAGCGCCGAGAUCCUCAAGAAAUUCGCCGCUGACUUCGCCGCAGAGGCUGCAUCGAAGACAGAAGUCCAUGUGGAGCCUCAUAAGAAGCAGCUGCACGUGACCCUGGCUUACCACUUCCAGGCCAGCCACCUCCCCACCCUGGAGAAACUGGCCCAGAACAUCGACGUGAAGCUGGGCUGUGACUGGGCAGCUACCAUCUUCUCCCGGGAUAUCCGCUUUGCGAACCAUGAGACGCUGCAGGUGAUCUACCCCUACACGCCGCAGAAUGACGAUGAGCUGGAGCUGGUCCCCGGAGACUUCAUCUUCAUGUCUCCCAUGGAGCAGACCAGCACCAGCGAGGGCUGGGUCUAUGGCACGUCCCUGGCCACGGGCUGCUCGGGCCUCCUGCCCGAGAAUUACAUCACCAAGGCGGACGAGUGCAGCACGUGGAUAUUUCACGGCUCCUACUCCAUCCUGAACACGGCGUCUUCCGGGGCCCUCUCCUUUGGGGACGGGGUAUUGGAGAGACGGUCAUAUGAGGACCAGGCUCUGGGGGAGACCACCCCCCUGACGAUCGUCUGCCAACCCACACAGCCCCUGAGGGUCAGCAGCCAAGUGGGCCCCCAGAAGCGAUACCUGUUUGUGUGCCGGCAUGGGGAGAGGAUGGACGUCGUGUUCGGGAAGUACUGGCUGUCCCAGUGCUUCGACGCCAAAGGCCGCUACAUCCGCACCAACCUGAACAUGCCCCUCAGCUUACCUCAGCGGAGUGGCGGCUUCCGGGACUACGAGAAGGAUGCGCCCAUCACUGUGUUUGGCUGCAUGCAAGCGAGGCUCGUGGGUGAAGCCUUGCUGGAGAGCAACACCGUCAUCGACCACGUCUACUGCUCCCCAUCCCUGCGCUGCGUGCAAACAGCCAACAACAUCCUGAAAGGUUUACAACAAGAAAAUCACUUGAAGAUCAGAGUAGAGCCCGGCUUGUUUGAGUGGACAAAAUGGGUGGCAGGGAACACGUUGCCGGCGUGGAUACCUCCGUCAGAGUUAGCAGCGGCCAACCUAAGUGUGGACACAACCUACAGACCUCACAUCCCAGUCAGUAAAUUAGUGGUUUCAGAAUCCUAUGACACUUACAUCAAUAGAAGUUUCCAAGUAACGAAGGAAAUAAUAAGUGAAUGUAAGAGUAAAGGAAGCAACAUCCUGAUUGUGGCUCACGCCUCUUCUCUGGAAGCCUGUACCUGCCAACUCCAGGGCCUCUCGCCUCAGAACUCCAAGGACUUUGUUCAGAUGGUCCGAAAGAUCCCCUACCUGGGAUUUUGCUCCUGUGAAGAACGCGCAGAAAGUGGAUUGUGGCAGCUGACAGACCCACCUAUCCUUCCUCUUACCCACGGCCCGACGGGGGGCUUCAACUGGAGAGAGACUCUGCUCCAGGAGUAACGGUGCACGCGCCAGGAGACGGGUUGCCCGAAGCUGGCAGAGGAACAGUCUGAGCGUUUGUUUAGUAACAGCGGAAAAACUGGCACCACUUUUUAGCAGACAGCUCGGGAUCAUUUAGCAUAUUCCUACCUUGCUUUCAAGUGCUUAUGAGGAGGAGCGUGCAGGAGAGGAGGACUCGGGGCAGGUGUAAGAUUCAUUCUGUAGGGGCUCUUGCCUGGCUGAUGAGACUGGGGAGAUCCAUCGUCCUCCACAGCGUGCGCGCCCAUCACGGAGGAGGUGACACCUUCCUUCUGUCGAGAGAGUCUGCCCGAAAGGAGCUUCUGAAAGAAAAGCUUCUCUCUAGAAUCCAGCCAGGGUGGUACUGAGCCGGCCAGCUCGUGGCUGGGCUUCCUUUCACACGCCACGACGUUCUAAUUAGGCCGAGGGAAACUGAGGGUUCCGGAAAGGCAGCUGGGAAGCAGGUCCUGCAGCGAACAGAUGUGAGGUUCCGCCUGAAGGCCCACCCUCUCUGUCACCCCGCAUCCCCGGGACUGUGGCCCCAAACCCUUUACCCUGGAUCCACCACCUUUUCUCAGCCCAUAGCUUUUGACUAUAGCCCCCACCCCCACCCCCUUGCUUUUAUCUGUGAAAUGGGGAGACAAAGCACUUUUGCUUUCCAAGGCACUUUUAGAUACUCAGGAGGAGACGAAUUCAAAUCUAGGAGCAAAGAAUUUGCAGAACGCAAAAAGACUUGCAGCACUUGGAAACUGCCAUGGUUUGUUGGUCUUUGCCCCACCCCUACCCUCUCCAUCCCCGCCCGCAUGGAGUCCAGACUGUUCCUCUGUGUGGAGAUGGGACAGAGAAAAGGGGCUUGUGUUCAGAUAGAAUCCCGGUCAGCCAGAAGCUCAAUUCUUGUGCAAUAUGGACAUCUUCCAAGGGCCGGGUCAUCAUCCAUGGCCAUCCACCUCCACCACAGAGAACCUUCCCUGGCUCGCCAGGGAGUGUCAGAGAGGACGGUGACUUCAGGUACAGGUUUAAGUGAUGACCCAUCACGGCCGCACUGCUUACAUUUUUACUGGUUUGCUUUUUCUAUCAUAAUUUAAACUCGGGGAAAUUUGAGAGUACCGCCUCCCAGGGCUUCUCAUGGCACCUGCCUCUUGGAUUUCGAGGGAGUCUAUUUAAGGGGGUGGGGGGGGAAAUAAAUGACAAUCAAACCCAAACAUCCAGCGAUCAAUGUCUAAUUUCAUGGUGGGAUUUGCCGUGCUGACCGCAGGCAGUGCCUGGAAUGGCCCGGCUCCCUACACAGGCUGCGUGAGCAGAGCAAAACUCCAGCCCUCCCGCCCCUACACACCCUUCCAGGGGUCAGCACUGUAAGACGAAGCAGGGUACAGCCUCACAGCCUCACCCCCAGUCAGCUUCCAAGCCCAGAUGCCUCAGCCAUACGGCGGAUAAAAAUAGCUCUGUGCUCCGACUUGAAAUUGGAAUUUGAUGAUCCCUGAAAAGAGGAGGAAGUGAAAGGAAGUGGCUGUGUAUG